AUGGAUCUCCAAGGCAACCCCAUCCCUCCCGGUGCCCGCAGCACCAAAGUCACUACCGACCCUCGUGCCCAACAGCCCAUUGAAGAGCCCUCUGGCCCUAUCACCAAUGACUCGCUCGCCGCUGAUUCUAUCCGCCAGGGCGGUGCCUUCUCUGGCAACCGUGGCGCUGAGCCGAUGGGGGUCUCCGGCAAACAAACCACAGUGAACAACAACGACACUUCCGCUGCUACUACACUCCCCUCUGUUUCCGCUGGCGGUCUCCGCGAGGACCGCGAAAGCCAGCAGAAGUACCCCGAGGCCCUCGGAGGCCAGGGCAAUUUCCCCGGCACUCACCUGUCCCAGUCUGGCUACACCGGCGGCUCAACCGCCGCCAAGCAUGAUCAGGGCAUCAACGCCGGCGAGUACUCUACUGCCAGCGGCAGCGGUCGCAGCCAGUACAACGCGGGACAGGCUCCCUCCUACGUCAACGAUGUGACUGGUGACAUUCAGCAUCCCAAGCCCGAUGGCCGCAACAUCCGCGAGGGUGGCUCCCACUCCAAUGAUGCGAAGAAUGCUAGCUUCAACUCUGAGAUCGGCUCUAGUCAGGACCCUGGACGCGAGGCCGUUAACCAGUUCCAGCGCAACAAUGCCCGCACUGACUAUUCUGGUCGUGCCGAUGAGAAGCAAGUCAACGCCCAGACUCCCUAUGAGCACUUGGAAAGCAACCAACGUGCUUAG
Molecule: messenger RNA, 717 nt
Organism: Penicillium soppii
Lineage: Eukaryota; Fungi; Ascomycota; Eurotiomycetes; Eurotiales; Aspergillaceae
Exons: 1
Coding region: 1-717 (238 amino acids)
Source: RefSeq, a predicted model, not a curated record